Molecule: messenger RNA, 2434 nt
Organism: Mizuhopecten yessoensis (Yesso scallop)
Lineage: Eukaryota; Metazoa; Mollusca; Bivalvia; Pectinida; Pectinidae
Exons: 8
Coding region: 90-1682 (530 amino acids)
Source: RefSeq, a predicted model, not a curated record
UUAGUGUGGUUUACAGGAGGACAACACGAUAUAACAUAUAUCUGUAAUAUCUGUGUAGCUAGGCUAGGAUUACUCACAACCUUGUCACGAUGUGGAACAUCGUGUGGGUUGCCAUGGCAGCGUUCCUGUUGACGGGACCCGGAUGUACGACUGGGGACAGCUUCAAGGAACUUGGUACAGACGAUAUUCUGCUCCUGAAUGUUGCCGUCAAGGGUCGACUCGUAGAGCGUCUCACUGACUCCGUCACACGCCUGGAGUCUGCGCGGGUAAAGAUGGUGGAUUUCGUCAAAGCCUGCUUUUACAACGCCACCUCCAAGACAGACGCGUGUCAGCUGUGUGUCACGGAAGCUUGCGAGAAGCGCGCCAUGGAGUGUAGUCUUGAUGUGGCAGCGAUAGAGACGAUUUCUGUCCAGACGAAACCUGAUCGCAUCCCAGAACAGCAGAUCCCGGGGGUACAGUUCCUGACGUCACCAUUUCCAGUUGAAAUGGGUCUGGAAGGAUUCACAAAGAACGCCGAGGAGGAUAUCCUAGAGAACGUACCAUCGGCGCUCCGCUCUCAGGGGAAACAACUCUUACAGAAAGCAGAGGGCAAACUCCAACAACUUCAGGAAAACCUGAAGAAUUCCGUCCAAGAGCUCCCAGGACUAAUUCCACGCAUGCGUGGAGCUAUCGAGAGUGUGAGCACCGAUAUUGACGUAGAGUCAUUAAUGGGCGUGGCUGACAAAGCGGCAGACUCGAUAUCACACGUGAUCACAGACAAGAACGUGAACCUGGCCGUGACGUCCGUCAUGGAACAGAUGCCGACAAUAGUGACCCAGAUGAAUAAAAAGAUGCAGCAGCUGACAUCAGUAAUGAGCAGCUUUGUCUCUAACGCUGUGGAUCAUCUCGGAGAGCUGAUGAAUACUCCCAUCCCAGUACCAGUCCGGAGCUGGGUAGAUAGCCCGGAUGGCCAAAUAAAUGCAUCAGAGGACAUGGCGGAGCCAAGCUCAACGUCACAGCGCCCGCGCAGUAGAUGGGUUGUAAAACACUUCCGGUUGGGCGGGAGUUCCAGUGGAAGUGCUCAGGGCAUCUUUCUCAGCAGUGGCGGAUUCACAAGGCUGAAGAGGAGUGCGGUGGAUUGUAAGGACGUGUCACAUGACCCACAGGAGGCGUGUAAAGCAUUCCACUUCCAGUGCGCAGCGUGUAUGGACAAUACCGCCAUCCUAAAAGAAUCGUGCGGGAAAGACUCUAUGCGGAUGAUGCUUGCUAUCAAGCGAGUGGAUAUGAAGGCUGCGGACUAUCUGAUGACGUACUCAAAACACAUCAAAACCGGAAUUAUAGUCCUAAAGGUUAAAUAUGACGAAAACAAUUUCGAUCCUCGGACGUCCACGUACAAAAAUGCUUACGUCACAGCAAAGGUUCGGGACGAAGUCGUCACAUACAAAACAUCAUCCUUGCCAAAUCUCGCCGACUUAUCAACGUCUGGCGGCGAGAUCGGAGACGAGAUUUGGAUGAUACUAGACGAAGAUGAACACACUACAGACGGUGUUAGCAAGAAAUUAGACAAGGUCGCACACGACAGCGGAAGUCAUGAUCAUGUGACAAUGGGUCUUAAGCAUUAUGGGACAUCGGAUGCGUCCACAAACAGUGUAGUGUGGGGUGUGGUUGGUUUUAUAAUGUAUCUUGGGUUAGUAGCUCUUUAACGUUUUUGACAGAUACAACUACAUCUGUACCUGUAUAAUGUCGCAAAGAGGAUUUAUAUGACAGUUUGUACACCUAUGGCCUUAGUCGGCCUCUUCUCGUACAUAAAAAGACCCAUGGAUUUCAACUUUUUGUUACAUCUGGCAUUUUCUUUCGUGAGACAAUCAUUACAGUUAAUCAAAAUAUGAUUGUCAACUUCACAUACUUCAACUUAUCAAUACAAGUCAUCGGUGCAAUUGAAUUAUUUUGGCUAAUGAACUUGACACAUUCGAAAGGGGCCAGAUUUCCGGAAACACGAAACAGAAUGGAUAUUGCAUUAGAACUAUAAGUGAUACAAAGCCAUAUUAUUGUGAUAAGUAUAGUGGCAACGGCAAACACAAUGUCUGCUUACAUUGGACUCAAAACGUUCAUUCAUUCUCUCUACGGUCAUGGCAAAAGAGGGCGCGCAUGGUGCAAGCACGUGAUACGUGUACAUACCUGAGGAGUUGUAUCAAAAUACGUAUUGCUACAGUGUAAUAUCGUUACAAACUGACUGCUUCAAACAUGUCUUUUCUAUGAUUUCGAUGCCGUAUACAUGUUUUCAUCUGCAACAAAGACAAUGCUAACACAUAGAGCGUUGCUACACAGUAAGGGCGGGAGUUGCAUUCUAUGUCUGUGUAAACGAACACGAACGUUUUGGUGCAGUUAUUAUUAUUUAAUUUCUUUCUUUCCUUUUUUAGCUCACCUGGCACGAAGUGCCAAGUGAGCUUAUGCC